Molecule: messenger RNA, 4800 nt
Organism: Cyprinodon tularosa
Lineage: Eukaryota; Metazoa; Chordata; Actinopteri; Cyprinodontiformes; Cyprinodontidae
Gene: abraxas2
Product: abraxas 2, BRISC complex subunit
Exons: 9
Coding region: 63-1424 (453 amino acids)
Biological process (GO): mitotic spindle assembly; attachment of spindle microtubules to kinetochore; protein K63-linked deubiquitination
Cellular component (GO): nucleus
Molecular function (GO): polyubiquitin modification-dependent protein binding; microtubule binding
Source: RefSeq, a predicted model, not a curated record
GUGCGUGAAAUGAGCGUAUCCGCGACCGUAGGGGGCAUUGGAUUGAUAGGGAUGUUUCCAUCAUGGCGGCAUCCAUUUCAGGUUACACUUUUAGUUCUGUGUGUUAUCACAGCGCCAACAGCAACUCAGAUCAUGAAGGCUUCCUAUUAGGGGAUGUAAGGCAGGAAGAGACGGUCAGCAUCAGUGACACACAAAUUAGCAGUUCGGAGCUGGUGCAGGUUGUAGAAAUCCAUAACCAUGACCCCUGUGGGCAGUUGUUUAGCUUUUAUGACUACGCGGGUAAAGUCAGCGAGGAAACUCUAAACAACAUUCUUAAAGAUAGGCGGAAAAAUGUGAUUGGUUGGUAUCGGUUCCGGAGGAACACGCAGCAGCAGAUGUCCUUCCGGGAGCAGAUCAUCCACAAACAGCUGACUCAGCUGCUUGGUGUGCCCGACCUCGUCUUCCUCCUUUUCAGCUUCAUCUCCACAGCCAACAGCUCCACACAUGCACUGGAGUAUGUGCUCUUCAGACCCAACCGAAGUAGGUACAACCAGCGGAUUACUCUCUCCAUCCCAAAUCUUGGCAACACAAGCCAGCAGGAAUACAAACUCUCCUCAGUACCUAACACCUCAAGCAACUAUGCCAAGGUCAUCAAAGAACACGGAGCCGAGUUCUUUGACAAAGAUGGUGUAAUGAAGGACAUCCGAACAAUAUUCCAAGUCUACAGUGCACUACAAGAUAAAGUCCAGGCUGUGUGUGGGGAGGUAGAGCAAAGUGAACGUGUUCGAGAAAAACUUCAAGACGAGGUGAACAAACUCAAACAGCAGAUUGCUCUCAGGAAGCGUAUGACUGCAGAAGAGGAAAGAAGGCUCCGUGAGGACUCCCGCCCCCCACCUGAGGAGAACGCAGAACCCUGCGAGGCUUCACUUCUCUCCAGGAUAACUUUUGAUUCACCCUCUGCCCCAGAGCGACCCAGCACCUCACCAAACCCCCCGUCGUAUGCUGACCUCUUAUCCCAAGAUGACAAUCUGCUCUCCUCCUCUUCCCCACCAACCAGUGCUGCUCUGUUGCCAAGGCCCCAAGCUGUGGGCUCGCCAGGACACCCAACACCGGUUCCUGUGCAGACGGACCUGGGACUGGGCCUCAGGCAAAGCAUGGGCCUCGGCUCCAGUUUGGGUGCAGUCAGCACUCCCAGCACCCCAUACCUAGGAAACGGUGAUGGAUCAAGCUCUGAUUCUUUAGACAGACAGGCUGCUGGGCAGGAAGACGAUGAGGAGGACGAGGACGACGAUGAGGAUGAUGAAGACGAUGCAGAUGAGGACAGUAGUGAAUAUGAGAACUUAGUGAGUGAAGGAUCUCAUAUGGUCUCAGCCAGCGUUUUAGCUCAAGGCCGACCAGCAGCCCUCAGCCCCGAUGGGGACGCCCGAGGCUCACAGCUCACAUAGAAAUAUGCCACAGGAUGUGGAAAGGACACAAAUAAGUGACACACCUGCUAAGGUGGCCAUCUGAAGCAAUCAAAGAUAAGCAAAUGUAGACAAAAGAAGUGCCAGUGUUGAAAGUGAAAGGCAUGCACAGGUGGUUUCCCAAUGUGCAAUUUGUCUUCUUUUUUUUUCUUUUAGGGAAAACCUUGCAAGGCUGUGGGUAGAACCUGUCCGUUUUUAUAUUCUUGAGGCCAUUUAAGGUACCUAAAUGUGGACCUGAUGAGUUCUAAAUGAGAUGGAUUAAACAAAGCAGUUUAUGCCAGCUGGUUGGCAAAAUUGCUUUUGAUAAAGCACCCCUACACUCUCUUAAUGUUUGUUUUUCUGUGUCUUGUCGCAUUUGCAUUACUGAUUUGAAGCACCGUUUCUUGCAUUACUUCUUGCACAAUCAAUUUUCUUUUGUCGUUCCCACCUUCCUUCUUUUAAGCUAUCCCUUUAAGAAAGCAAAGGGACGUUUCUGCGGCCUUUAAACAUUUUUAAACUUUUAGGCAACAAUAACUGACUUGCAGGACUCUGCUCCACCGUGUCUAAUUGUUAAAUGAAAAAGUUGCCUGUUUAGACGGUGAAUAGAUUUCAUGUCAAAUUUACUCUGCCACUUCCAAAUGGGUGCUCUAUAUAUGUUAUAUAUUUUGUUGCAGUAACAGUUUCUCUUAUUUGAUUAAGAAUAUUAGCAUUCUGUCACUAGCAUUAUUUUUAUGCGCUUUGCUGCACUUAAAACUUCAGAUUCCUUUUUUUCAUUUUGCUUUACGAAUGCUGACAUGUUGUCCUGUUUAAGCACCUGGAGCCAAACUUGGACUCACCCUUUUUUGUUUUUAUUUUACAUUGUUUAGGGUUUACAGGGCAAACACGGUGUACUGUAGCUUUACUAACAAGAUGCUUAAAGUUCCCUUUGCUGCUGCAACACAGAGCUACUAGUAAAAUUGCAUUUGUCUGUUUCUCUUCAUAUAAAACCUGGCUGCUACUUUCAUUUUCACCUUGCUGGUUGUCUCAAUACUACUGACCGGGCUCAUAUAACCACUUCCAACACACUUUCACAGACAUGUCUCUAUUAAAGCUGUAAUGGAAGGCCCUGUGUGUGAAUUUUAACUGUGGAAAUAGAGGACAAUGUCUUGCCUUCUUGUCUUUGCAUAGUUAACAGCAGCGCUAAUGUAUUCUCACCUGCUCGGGCCGGUGUUUUGUGUGUGGACCUAGAUAAUGUGAUUUUCAGAACCCAUCAUGACCCUGCUUUAGUAUACAGUGCCUUCCACUCAGGGCAGUUUAUGCGUCUGCGCUCAGAGCCAAGAUUUCGGAAGUAGAUAAGAUCUUAUGUCUUUUCCAUUAUCAGCUUUCAGUCUCUUUACUUAAAGGUACAGCAACUGUUUUCCUUCCUGAGUAAAUGUUUUCUACCUAAUAGGCAUGGGCCAGUAUAAUAACCUUAACUACAAAUAUCACAGUACGGGUAAUUCUGCAAAGGUUUAUAACGCAUGUAUUGCAUGUUCUUAAUCAUUGUUAAACCAAAAGGCAGCAGAUUCCUGUGAAUAACUGAAUAAUCCUCACUUGUUGACUUGGUUGAUGGGUAUAAGGUUCUUUAGUCAAAUUAUGACUUGACUUUCUUAAUAUAGUCACAGUUUUUCAAUAAAUGUAAUUCACAAAAGUAAUUUUUCACUUAAAAGCAAUUUUAUUAGUCCAACUUUCUAUAUGGGUGGAAUCUGAAGUUGGCUGCUUAGAAAUAUGAGUGUUUCCUACCUAAGCUUUGGUUUCUGGUCCUUUGUGUCAAAACAACUGCUGGUUCAUUUGUCUUGUGUGCAUCUUUUUUCAAUGAGAAAUGUUUGCAAAUAGCGACAUCUGCCUUUGUUGUCAGCACAGGAAAAAAAAAAAAAAAAAAUCAAUAACCUUGUAUCAGGAAGCUAACCAGCAGUGCUCAGCAAGAGAUUGCUGGAGAGGUCACCCAGGGCUCUUUUAUGCCCCCACCCAGCAGAACAAAUCUCCCAACAACCCCAGUUUAUUCUCUGACCUCUUAUUAAAAUGACUAAACAAUCAGAACUAUGGUUUUCCAUUUUAAAACCAAAGUAUAACCUUAAGGUUGUAUGAAAUUUGAUAAACAUGAAUAAAGAUAUUUGAUCAAUUAAAAAGCAGUUAUAAAAAAAAAAAACAUUUAUCCCAUCUAGAAAUGCGUGCUGAAGCUUUCUGUGUUGAAAUUGAGCGACAUGUAGUUGCCUUGUUGCAGCCAGCUGAUUGGCAGACCAAUCUUAUUCUUGUAUUUAUGGGGCUAGUGAGAAACCCAGUUAUCGAGCAUUGUGUUAAAACGACUUCAAACUGUAGAAACGAUAACAUUGAAAUUUUUUCUACAUGUGAGACCAUAACUUUCUUUUUUUAACAAGUAUACCUUGAUAGUGGUAACUGGCCCAUGCCUAUGGUCUACAUCAAGCUGCUUUCUGAGUUCAUUUCCCAUGCUGCUUUGUAGAGCUUCUGUAUGUUAUAGUUAAAAAAAAAAGCUUGAUGGCUUAAAACUGGAAAAGCAGCCAAGUCCAACGAAGCAAAGAAAAUGUGAUGGGUGAAGAACUGAGACGUGCUUUUGCAGAGGACAUCAACGGGAGUGGUGAACAGUUGUGGGACACCUUUGCAUGAACUGGUGACAUUCAGCAUGGACUUAUGUUUGCACUGCACAAGAUAUAUUUUGUGGUGGGGAGAGGCUUUGUCUUGUGAACAAGCUUUGCUUUAUUUAGAUACUGUCAGUUUUGUUUGCUUUUGUUUGCCUGGAUUUGUAAUGCCAAUGGAUCACUGACAAGGAACUGGCACUCAAAAUGUUUCAUAAUAACCUAGUAAUUGUGAAAAGUAAAAUGAGUACUGAAACAAAUGAAUGUAUAUUAGAUAGCAGUGGGGAACGCAUAAAAAGCACUUACUGUCCUGAAUAAGCUUGUCCUAGAUGAGUGAUGUAUAGAGUACCAUUUCUCACAGGUGGUUCUCUUGUAAUCUUUGUUCUUCACAUACAUUGAUCAAGGUUUGUGGGCUUUUGGCGCAGUGAAAACAUGCUGGGCUUAGGUGCAGGAGAUUUAACUUAUUUGAGAAUCUACUCUGUUUAGAUCAAUAUAUUUUCAAGUUGCAGCAUAAUCCGAAUGUAUACUCUCGUACUUUCACUGUAUGGGGUGACAUUUUGCUUCCUCUGUGGAGUCGGCCGUAAUGUAAUCACCUCCAUAAAGCACAAAGUCCAGUGCACACACCUUAGGUUUUAGUUCUUGUUUUUUUUUUUUUUUUUUCCUCUGGCUUUGUGUACAUGAUGAAAGUUGACCAGGGACUUGUUUGGUUAGGCACAGAGAACAAGGUGGUUAAAUUUAGGGAAAAUAAAUAAGACAUUCAUAUUUGA